AUGUCUCAAGAAACCUCUCAAGCUGGACUGACUCCUGAUAAACCUAAUCCUAUAAACCUACCUCAACCUAAGAUUCCACCUACUUUCGAUCGUUGGUUUUGGACAUCUGAUUAUCGUCGUGGUGUCACUGUUCUGUUCGAUAAACUUAAAGCUGGUUUACGUGAAUCUGACGAACUGAUCGGAUUUGUAAGAAAACGAGCAUUAUAUGAGAGGACCUAUGCACACGAUUUACGUCAAUCGAUCUCAGAACCACUUCAUCCAAAUGGGUUUGGUUACGAUGAUGGAGCUUCAUUCUUAUCAGCUUUUCAUCAAUUAAGAUCAAGUCAAAUCGAUCUUUCAGAUGCUCAUACGAAAUUAUCUCAUCAACUUGAUAGAUUGGUUAUCGGUCCUUUCGAAUCUUGGUCGAUCGAACAUGAAGCAAGAGUGACGGCUAGUUUUAAUCAAGUCGAAAGUAUUUUAAUUCAAUGGGAAAAACAAUCAAAGGAAAUCAUUAAACUUAAAGAAAGGUAUGAACAAAAGAGUCGAGAAGCUGAUGAAGCUGAAGAAAACUCCAGACUCUCACCCGCCACUCGACGAGAGAUGAGUUCAGAAAUGAGUGCUACAAGGAAAGAUGAUUCGAGUGAUUUAGGUGAUCAUUCAGAUUAUGAUGAUGACACUUUGAUCGGUCGAUCUGGUUUAUUACCUGGUGAAGGAUACGCUCAGAUUGGAAAGAAAGUAGGAGAACAAGCCAUCGGUUUAGGACGAGCGGUUUCUCAAAGGAUGCGAAUGGGUGGUGGUCGAGUUGGUUUUCGAGUUGAAAGUGUCGAAUCUCAAUCCAAAGAAGAAUCCGAUAACCCGAUCGACACUAGUUCAGAAACCAAAACAAGUGCCCAAUCCAAAAUCGACGAAGAGGCAAAUGAAACCCAUGAAUCUCCAUCUCCAUUCGAAUGGAGUCGAUUAUUUGAACAAGCGCAAAAGACAAUCUAUAAACAAGAUGUGAAGAUCCCACUCUUGGGUGUUUAUCCCGGUGCACAUUCAGGUGAAGAUUUAGUGAUCUAUUUCAAAACCAACGUCACUGAAUUAUCAUCAUCAGGAAGAGCUAUUGAGUUUUGUAAAGAACUUUCAGAAGAACUGGCUGUACUUCGAUUGAUUGGAGAAAUCGGAAACAAGUUUAUGCCUACUCAUGAUGCCUUUUAUUUGUGGAAACCGGAAGCCUUUACACUUCAUCAAAUCACUCCUGAACCUAAGUUGGAAGAUUUAACUAACACCUUGGCCGACCGACGAUCACUCAAGGCUGGCUCCAAUCUUUCGAACCCUUCAUCACCCGGUCAUUCCAAAAAAUCUUUGUCACUCAGUAACAUUCAAUCUGCACUCCUCUCUCCUGCAGGUUUGUCUUCGAACAACAAUCUGAAUGAAAGCGGAGGACCAAAGGGUGGUGCGUUUGCCAAAUAUUUGCAAACCGCCGUUUCUCAAGCUGCCAAAGGGAUCAAUGAAUUGAGUGCAAGUGUCGGAGUAGCCAAUCCGCCUAUCUCGAUCGAAUCGGCUGAUGAAACUAGAGAAGAACGGCUUAGACGUGAAGCUGAUAGUGCUGAGAAAGCGUAUGCAGCACAGGUGGCUCGACUUGACCAUACUCGACUUAUCCUUGAACAAGCUAUUUCUGAACACGCAUCCUUUCUACAAAGAUGUGAAUUAAAUCGACUUCGAGCAGCUAAAGCAGUCAUCAUGGGUUUCAAUGCAGCCUUGGGAACUUUGAUACCCAAGAUGAAAAAAACGGCCGAAGAAUCAGAUGUCUUGAAUGAAAGCUUUGUACCUGAAUCAGAUGUAGCAGCAUUGGUAGAAAGAUAUCGGACUGGACCAUUUAGACCAUCACCUGUUUUGUUUCAUAGUUUUAAAGGAUUACCUGAUCAAGUGAAUUUUGGAAUCGAUUUGGGAAGAUGGUAUCUUUCGCAAGAUGAUCAACAAGUGGUUGUACCUCCAAUCUUUUCUCGAUUAUUGAAAACCCUCGAAGAGAAAUGUAACAGCAUUGAAUCUCAUAGUGAACGUCGAAAGACUUGGAUUUACGAAGUUCCUCUUAGAGCUGUACACAGUCUUAGAGAAGCUCUAGAUAAUCCUAACCAAUCUCAAAUCUCAGAUGAAAGACUAUCUAAAUUAGAUGCACCAUUAAUUGCAUCUACGAUCAAACUUUGGUUAUUAGAAUUAAAUCCACCACCUGUUCAUUAUUCUAAAUACGAUGAUAUCAAAGCGAUUUAUCCACAAUUAUCAGGAUUCGAAAGUCCUUCUUUAGAUGCCAGAAUAGAUGUUAUGGUAUCUUUAUUAAGCAAAUUACCUAAACCUCAUUUAAUGGUUAUUGAUCAAUUAGUUUCACAUUUGUCUUCUUUGAUUAAAUCUACUCAAACUGAUGAAUCCAAUGAAGUCUUCUUGACUAAACUUGAGAACUCACUAGUGAUUUGGUUUUCCCUCGGUGGUGCUGAGGGAUUAGGUUUGAUCAGACCUAAAGUCGAAACAGCUGUGACUUUAAGUGAUCGAUUCCAAUCCUUAUUUUUAGUUGAUUUAGUUAAUCAUUAUGAUCGGAUCUUACCUAAAGCGAUUUCCAUUAGAAGUGAAUUGAUUGAGAAAACUGAAAGAAGUUUGCCUAAGCGAAAACAUACUAGACCGGUUGAUAUGAGAAUGAGUAGGAGUGGAUUGGGAAUCGAAGGAUCUUUAACUGAUUCUAAAGCUCAAGAAAUAUUGGAAACUCAUCGUAGGAGGAUUUCGAGAAGUGGAAUGGUACCGGCGAGUUUACCGGAUGAAAAGGAAACCAAAGAAGUUGUUGUUAGUUCUCCAAAGCCAAAGGAGUCAACACCGACCGAAGUGAUUAGCACCAAGCAAGUAGAACCAGAAGGCCAAAGUUCAGUAAAUGAUCCGAUCGAACCGAUGAUGAAGAAGGGACCAGAAGUUUCUGAAGAAGAAGAAGGACAAUCUGAUCGAGAUGAACCAUUUGUAUCACCAAGAGAAGUGGAAGAAGGAUUAAUCCCAUCACCUGAAGAUCAUGAUGAUCAUGAAGAAAGAGAUGAAGGAUUUGUGGUACCGAAAUCAUCAUCAUCAUCAUCAGAAGGAGAUUUACCAUUUGUAGCACCGACGGAAGAAAAAGAUUUACCAUUUCUUCCACCUAGAUCUGAACCAGAAGAAGAAGAAGGAGGAGGAGCGAGUGGAAGAGCAGUAGGAGCAGAUCAAGAAGAUAUUCCACUAAGUCAUCAAACAUUAGUGUCUAGAUGGGGAUCAGGUAAAUCAUCACCAAGAGCAUCAUUGAAUAGAAGUAGAGGAGUGAUGAAAGGAAGUCUUGGAACCAAUCGACCGAUCAGUAUUAGUACUUCUGGAGGAUCUGGCAAUGGAACGGAUGGAGGUCAUAAGAAAGCUUCACCUUCUUUUGAUUCUAUUCGGUCUCAGUUCGAAAGUAAAUUGGAAAAUGAUGGGAAUAGGUAUAGACGUGCUACUAAUACUACGGGAAAUCAUCCUAAAGGAAAUCUUAAUAUGAAUAUCAAUAGGUUGAGUGAUGUAGCUGAUGAAUAAGGUAUCAAUGAUGUUUUUUUUCGGAUGGUUUAUCACUCAAUAUAUGGACAAAUGAUGAUGAUGAUUGGUUUCUUGUUUUUGAUAUACAUAUGUGUGGGUGUGUGUUUUUUUGUCUUUAUCAAUCAUACGAAGAAAAAAACAAGAAUUUUUAAAGUCAAGAAGAGAAAGUCUUUUGUUGUAGACACAUGGAAUUAGUUGACUAAAUUAGUAAGAAAUUCAGAACCGAGUAGAAAGUUGUUAAAUAAGAAAGAUUUCUUCAUCAUUUUCAUUUUUCUCAAUUGUUAGUUCUUAUAUAAACAUGUGUGAGAUUUUUUUUUAACUUGUGUUGUUGAUUGUAUAUAUAUAUAUGAAUGAUUUUAUAGUGUUUUUUUUUUUUGAUUAUGUUUCGUUUGAUCUUUAUUGUUUUUGGAUGAGUUUAUUGUUUUUGGAUGAGUUUAUUGUUUGAUUUUAAAGAAAUUUAUGAAAUUGUGUUUGUAUCGAG
This is a messenger RNA of Melampsora larici-populina 98AG31, 4009 nucleotides long. RefSeq lists its product as uncharacterized. The transcript has 7 exons. The record is from RefSeq and is a predicted model, not a curated record. Gene Ontology annotation, biological process: small GTPase-mediated signal transduction; cytoskeleton organization. Gene Ontology annotation, cellular component: cytoplasm; division septum; plasma membrane. Bases 1 to 3528 code for a protein of 1175 amino acids. NCBI's taxonomy places the organism in Eukaryota, Fungi, Basidiomycota, Pucciniomycetes, Pucciniales, Melampsoraceae. Gene Ontology annotation, molecular function: GTPase activator activity.